Closterium sp. Naga37s-1 is the source of this 12687-nucleotide messenger RNA. The record is from the annotation of a GenBank genome assembly. NCBI's taxonomy places the organism in Eukaryota, Viridiplantae, Streptophyta, Zygnematophyceae, Desmidiales, Closteriaceae.
AUGAAUCGAUAUGGGCGAUCAUGCGUGGUAGUGAGGGAUCUGACCGGGUCGCACGUGACAGUGGAGGCGACGUGCGACAUGCGAGUGGGCGAUGCGAAGCGAGUCGCUGCUGGAGCAAUGAACAAGGACGCGUCCCUGAAACACGUCAUCUUCCAUAAAGGAUCUCGCCUCAAGGACUCCACCCGAUUGGUCGACAUUCCCGGCCUCCUCCAGCCUGGAUCUGCCACGUCAGCAUCUGCCAGCGCUUUGACGCCAGGGACCCCAUCUAUCCGUGCUGGCAGCUCCAUCCCCAUGAAUGGCGGUUUCCAUGGCGAGCCUCAUGCUUCUUCUGGCGCUGACCCCAAAGUCUGUGGCUCUGAGUCUGCUACUGCAGACGCUUUCCUGGUUCUGAUGAGCUUUCAGCGCAAGGAACAGCAACAGAUGGGUCCAGUGCUGUCGUCGCAGCACGGGGGAACGCCACGCCGUGCCGCUGCUGCCACGUCAUUGACUGGUCCACGUGGCACCGGCACAGCCGUUGGGUCUCCUCGCCUUCCGAAUUCCAUCCCGUUUUCGCCAUCUGCUCAUCCCCCACCUCCUUGCAUUGUUACAUCUAAUCAGCGAUUCCCUCCAAAUGGAAGAGCUCAGAGUAACGCUGUUGCUGCAAACAAGGGAUGUGCAGUAGAUGUGGUGGAGCAGCGGAUCAGUAGCAACCCUCCUGAACCGACUGCACCAAGGAAGGAUGGCGGGGUGCGGCGGACUGAGUCUACUGAGAUUGAUAAUGGCAGUCAGACGAUGAAGGAUUAUCUUCUGUCGGGUGCAACCUGCAGCAGAGAAGGUCUGGCAUCCGCUCGUUCGGCGUCGGCCCCACCAUCUCCUCCACCAGAGGGAGUACCAGUGCUGGGACGGCCAUCAGCAUCGCCACCAGCGCCAGCAGCACCACCAUUGCCAGAAUCGCCACGACUGCCGCCAUCGCCAGCAGCAUUACCAACCCCUACAGCACCAAUCUGGCCCGCCUCCCCUCCUCGCUACCUGCCCUUCCAUGCUGCUCGCACACGUCAGCUCGGUUCACCUGGCACUGACGUGGCCAAGGGCACGGUGGCAAGGGAUUGUGGGGAGCAUGCUAGCAGCGGGAGACAACAAGGCAUAGGGACAGUGGGGCAUACAGCAACCCGUGCAGGCAUUGGGAAUGGCGUUACUGACGUAAGGGAUGGUACUAUUAACACAAAGACUGGUGGCAUGGACAAAGGGAAUGGUGGCACUGACAUCAUGGAUGGGUCAAGCAUGGGGGUUGAUAAUGACAUGGAGAAGGGCGGUAUGGCGAGUAAGGUGGAGAGGCGAGUGGGGCGGAAGAGAAAGGCAGAGAGGAAGGAAGAGCAGACAGCAGGCAGGGCGGGGUUGCCUCACAGUGUUGCCGUGCUGGACAGCAAGUUUGGGCUGCUUGCUGCAGUGUAUGGAUUCUUGGAACAGCGGACAGUCAAGGCCACGUGGAAGCGGCUGGAGGGCGCCCUGAAGGACCUCGGGAGGGGGACAGAGGCCGAGGCCGUCACUCUGCAAGACAUCAGGGACAUGGCAACUCUGGCCCCUUCGGUGGUUUGGACGUGGGAAGAGGAAGACGAGGAUGAGGAAGAGGGGAAAGAGGGGGCAGAGGGGACACGGGAAGGAGAGGUGGAAGCAGGAAGAGGGAGUGAUGGAGAGGAAUCGAGUGAGGGGGAUGUGGAUUAUGCAGAGGAAAAGAGUGCCGGUAGCUGGGGAGGGGAAAAGGGGCGAGGAGAAUGGGAGGAGGAAAGAAUUGGCGAGGGGCCAUGUGGACAGAGAAGGGGAGAAAGGAAAGAAGAUAGAAGGGAAGGGAGGAGAGCAGAAAGAAAGGGAGGGGAGAAGGGGAGAGGGGAUGGAGGUGGGCUGGUUGUGGUGUUGGGCAUGUGGGAUCCGUCUCGACUGCCAGAGCAGCAGAUCAAACGUGGAGGCAUGCUGCUGCAAGGCACACAGCAACGCACACCACGUCGCAGUGCUGUCAAGUUGGCAGACAAGAGGAGGGCCGCCUUCCACUCGGCACUCACAGCAGCCCUCCACCGAAUCCAUGCUGACUUCCUCGCCCACGUUCUCCCUCCUGCGCCACAGUCACAGCCCACUCUGCAUAUCCGCCCUCCUGUGCCACGGUCGCAGCCCACAUCGCAAAUCCACCCACCUGUGCCACAGUCGCGCCAUUCGGCCUGUCCUGUUACCGCAGCUUCUGGCCGGGGCUUGCGAGGAGAGGAGAGUCAACAUGCGGCAGCUGGUGCAGGGGAGGUGGGCAGCGAGGUGGUGCCGGGGGAGGGCGAGGACAAGGAUGAGGAUGAGGACAAGGAUGCGGGCAGUGCAGUGCACAGAGAGAGAAGGAUGGGGGGGAAGAGGCGCUUUGAAACAGCGGGAGACGACGUGGAAGAGAGUAGUCAAGGGAAGGGGGGAGAAGCGAAGAAGCAGGGGCGUACUGGUGUGAAGCGGAGUGCGGGCAGCAUGGCAUGGCAUGCAGACUUCCCUUUUGAAGACAUCUCUGUGUCCAUGCUGCUCGCUGAAGCGGCCUCUUUCCAUUCCUCUCAGUAUACUGAUGCUCAUGGGCAUGCAGGGCAAGGGGGAGGAGGGAAGGGAGGUACCGCGAAACAGCAGAGGGAGGCACGGGUGGGGAGGCAGAACAAGCAGCGGAGGAAAGGAGGGGCAGCUGGGGAUGAGUCUGUUAAGACUGGAGAGGUGGAGGAAGGUGCAAUGGAGAGUCGGGAAGGGGCAGAGGAGGGUGGGAAGAAGGGAGGCUGUGAUGGUGGUGCUGGUUGUGGUGGUGAUGAGUGGUGGGAAGAGGCAGGCAUUGGGUCGCAGCGAUACACACCUCCUUGUCCGCCCAGGCAACUCAAGAAAGUGCCUCCUUGCAAUGUGAGUGCUGCUGUGAUCUCAAAACUCGUCGUCCGUCUCCCCCUCCCACCUCACACCCCUGCUUCUCCCUCUCCUGUAACUCCGUUGUCUGUCCGCAUCCCCCCCGCAUCUCCCUCCCUCUGCUGCGCCGGGCAUCAGAGCACGGAGCCCAUGGCUGCACCGCAGCUGCUGGAGCAUCUCAAGCACGGCCUCGGAUCACUGGGGCAGGUGGUGCACUGCGAGGAGCUGCCACAGAGGAAACCGCGCUAUGGCAAGCUGGCCAGCCAGUUAUGCCCUGCCACGUGGCACGCCUUGGCUUGUGCGGGUGUCUCCCAGCUCUAUUCCCAUCAGGUGAAGGCCAUUGACGCGGCACUGGCCGGGCGGCAUGCAAUCAUUGCGACGGCAACAGCGAGUGGCAAGUCGCUGUGCUACAAUGUGCCUGUCCUCCACUCGCUGCUCUCCCACCCCCACGCCACCGCCCUCUACCUCUUCCCCACUAAGCCCCUGGACCCUGCCUCUCCUCUAAGGGGCGCCUCUCCUCUAAGAGGCGCCUCUCCUCUAAGAGGCGCCAAUCCUCUAAGGGCCAUCCAGCCCUCCUCUCCCACCUCGCUUCCCUCCACUCCCCUCGCUUCCUCCUCCCAAGGGCCAUCCAGCCCUCCUCUCCCACCUCGCUUCCUCAACUCCCCACGCUUCCUCCUCCUAAGGGCCAUCCAGCCCUCCUCUCCCACCUCGCUUCCUCCACUCCCCUCGCUUCCUCCUCCGAAGGUUCAUCCAUCCCUCCUCUCACACCUCGCUUCCUCCACUCCCCACGCUUCCUCCUCUAAGGGGUGCCUCUCCUGUAAGGGGCGCCUUUCCUCUAAGCGGCGCCUCUCCUCUAAGAGGCUCCGCUCCUCUAAGGGGCGCCUCUCCUCUAAGGGGCGCCUCUCCUCUAAGAGGCGCCUCUCCUCCCAGGACCAGCUGCGAGCACUGCAUGCGUUGGUGGGUUGGGAGGGGGGAGAAAACGGGGCAGAUAAUAUGGGCGAGGGCAGUGGAACAAUGCUGGGGGCUGGCAAGAAGACAGAAGCUGACGUGGCAGGAAGAGUGGGAGCUGACGUGGCAGGGGAGAGGCAGGAAGGGGAUGUGUGUGGGGAGAGGGGGAGGAGUGCAGCGGGGCAUGUGGCAGUAGAAGCGCAGUUGAGAAGCCUGGGAGAGGUGAUGGCGAUUUAUGAUGGUGACACGCCCCAUGCUGCUCGGCGGGCCAUCCGAAACAAGUCUCGACUGGUGAGCCAAUCUUUGUGGUGGUGGAUGAAGCUCAUGCGUACAGGGGCGCGUUUGGCUGCCAUGCUGCUCUCAUCUUCAGACGCCUGCGCCGUCUUUGCGCUCAUCGUGGUGUACGGCUCAGAUCCGAUCUUCAUAGUGUGCUCUGCCACGUGUGCGGACCCCAAGGACCAUGUACGAUCCCUGCUAGGCCUGGAGGAGGUGACAGUGGUGGAUGGCAGUGACGAUGGCAGCCCGUGUGGUCGCAAGAGCUUUGUGCUCUGGAACCCGCCCAUCACCAUGCCGCCUGCUGCAAGGCCUCUGCGCCGCAGCUCCCGAAGGCAGACGCCGCAGCUGCUGCAACCACCCGCUGCUUGUGCACACGUGAUGAUGGCCAAGCGAGCCAGCCCCAUAGUGGAGGUGGCGCUGCUGCUAGCUGAGAUGGUACAGCACGACCUGCGCUGCCUCGCCUUCUGCAACACCAGGAAGCUCUCAGAGCUCGUCCUCACAUACACCAAGGAGGUGCUGCGGGAGAGAGCGCCACAUCUGGUGGACACAGUGCUGGCGUACCGGGCUGGAUACACCGCUCAGGACCGGCGGCGCAUAGAGAGGGAGCUGUUUCACGGGCGCCUCCGUGGUGUGGCAGCAACGAGCGCAUUGGAGCUAGGAGUGGACGUGGGGGCACUGGACGCCACCCUGCACCUCGGCUUCCACGGCUCCACCGCCAGCCUCUGGCAGCAGGCGGGCCGGGCAGGCCGCCGGGAAAAGGCCUCUCUUUCCAUCUACGUUGCCUUUGACGGGCCUCUCGAUCAAUACUUCAUGGCGGCUCCUGAGAGGCUGUUCUCUCGGCCAAUCGAGCGCUGCCAGCUGGACGCGGAGAAUCCCCUGGUGAUGCGGCAGCAGCUGCAGUGCGCUGCGGCGGAGAUGCCGCUCCUGGAGGAUGUGGAUGGGAGGUUCUUUGGCCCGUCAUUGGCCGAAAGGAUUGCUGAGCUGGCAGGGAAGGGCGUUCUCGGGAGGAGUCCGGAGAAUCCCGAGGUGGACCGUGGGUGGAGGUACAUUGGGGAGGGGAAGCGGCCGGCGCAGUUUGUCCCGGUGCGGGCGAUCGACCCGAACACAUAUGCGGUGGUGGAGACGAGACCGGGGAGAGUGCUGGAGGAGAUUGAAGAAAACAAGGCCUUCUUUGUGCUGUACGAGGGAGCAGUGUACCUGCAGCAGGGGCGAACCUUCCUGGUGACUUCCCUGGAUCUAGAGAAGCGGGAGGCACGGUGUGUGCGGGCGGAUGUGCGGUAUUACACCAAGACGAUUGACAUGGUCACUGUGACUAUAAUGGGGGGCACUCUGGCUUUUCCAUACCCACACAUGCCAUCAGCAAAGGCAGCUUCAGCUUCUACUGUUAUGACGUCAGCACACACAGUGCUCAAAGAGGCGAUGACCUCAACAGCACACACUGCAGCAGCCUCUGAGCCAAUGACGAAAGCGCACAUGGCAGCAGGCGGUGUGCUGACAUCAGCACAGACGGCACCAUGUGAGGUUACGACUCGGUGGACUGGUUACCGCAAGAUGUGGCGCGGGUCAGGAGAGCCGUUUGAAACGGUGGAGAUGACACUGCCAGAUGUAACGUACGCCACCCAGGCAGUGUGGGUGGCGGUGGCGGGUGGGACAAAGGCGGCAGUGGAGGCAGCGGGGAGUGACUACCGCGCGAGCCUGCAUGCUGCCGCGCAUGCCCUCGCCAACAUGGUGCCCCUCUUCCUCGCCUGCAUGGCAUCAGACAUGGGAGUGGAGUGUGCAUCGCCAUACGACUCCCGCUUCUUCCCCCAGCGUCUCCUGCUCUACGACAAGCACCCGGGCGGGAUAGGCCUCGCGGUGCAGCUGCAGCCUCAGUUCCCCGCAAUUCUCCGAGCUGCACUGGAGCUGGUUUCCAAGUGCCAAUGUAACAUGCCCAAUGGCUGCCCUGGCUGUGUACAUUUUCUAGCGUGUGGAGAGUAUAACGGCGUGCUGGACAAAAGAGGAGCUCAACUCAUCUUGAAGCGCGCCGAUGGGUUCCUGCAGCGCGCGCAGCUGUUGCUGCAGAGCCUCGCGAGCCGCAGCCGGUGGUGGUGGGUGCAGCGGCGACGAGUCGCCGCGUUUGUGAUCCAGAGGAAGGUCGCCUGGGCUGCUGCGGCCGCGCGGCCGUGGACUCCCACGGGGAAGAGCCGACACCGCCGCCGAUGGGGAGGGGGAGGGGGAGGGGGAGGGGGAGGGGGAGGGGGAGGGGGAGGGGGAGGGGGAGGGGGAGCGGGAGGAGGGGGAAAGGGCGCGAAUGUAAACAGUGUACUGGCGGCUCUGGCGGUGGUUCUGUUCGUGGUGAAUUUCAUCCUGCUCUCCUCGCGCAUGGACGGGGCUGCGCGGAGCAAGCAGGCGCGCGGGGUUCAUGGCACGGGGGCGCGGAGCGAGCGCCAGGCGGAGAACGAGGAGGCGGAGGAGGGAGGGUUUGCGGAUGUGACCACGAAUGUGCACGUCCGCCCUGGCACUCGCUCUAAACACUUGCACUUUCCUCACGGCCGUCCUAGCAACCUGCAGUACCGCACCUCUUACUGCCACACCACGCUGUCCCUCUCACCGUCUUCAAUCCCCUCUGCUCUCCACCGCUCUGCCAGCAAUGCCCUGCCAGCAAUGCCCUGCCUUUCCCCCCUAUACCGCCCUGCCUUUCCCCCCUAUACCGCCCUGCCUUUCCCCCCAAUACCGCCCUGCCUUUCCCCCCUAUACCGCGCUGCCUUUCCCCCCUAUACCGCCCUGCCUUUCCCCCCAAUACCGCCCUGCCUUUCCCCCCAAUACCGCCCUGCCUUUCCCCCCUAUACCGCCCUGCCUUUCCCCCCUAUACCGCCCUGCCUCUCACCCCUCUGCCUCCCCGCCUCUCACCCCUCGUGCGCCAUGCAGCUGAGCAGGUGGCACGUGCAGCCAUAUUCGUCGCAGCCAGGCGUGUAUCUGCUGCAGCAACCCACGGACUUCGCCUGUGUGCUGCUCAUCCAGGACGCCUGCUACCUCUUCAUGCAAGGUAAGGCCUCCUCCCUUCCGUUCCCCACGUGCCACCGCCUCUUCAUGCAAGGCAAGUCAAAGCACCACCAGCCACACACGGGGAUCUGGUUCGCCAGGGAUCGAACCCUCGAUCUCUCACAGAUAUCCAUUGUCAACAACGUGUGCCACCUGUACAGUGACAGGCUGGCAGACGCGCUCUACGAGUCCUGGCUGGAGCUGAGCUGGCAUGAGCUGGCAGCGGCCCUCGAGAGAGAGGCGGUUCAUGGGAAAGGGGUGAGGAGGGAGAGGGGGGAAGCAGGGGUGGGGGGAAGAGGAGAGAGAGGAGGAACGGAAGGGAGGGGUAGGGAGAGGCAAGCGUUCUGGAAGGGCAGGCGGAAGGGGAGGGGAGCAGAGCGAGCAGGUGGGGGAGCAGAAGGGGAGGAGGUAGGGGCGGGAGGGGUGGAGGUGGGAGCAGGAGGGGUGGGUGGAGGGAUGAGUGUGGAGGAUGUGAAGGAGGUCGCUCGGUUGCAUGCUGCAGCAGUGCGGAAACGCAAGGCGGUCAUGGCUGCCGCUGCUGCUUCUGGUGCUGCUGCUGCUAGUGCGGCAGCAGGGGAGACGAGCACGCAGCAAGACAACAGCGAAGGGGGCAGCAGAAACAAGGGCAGCAGCAGCAAUGGGGGCGCAUGGGCGCAGUACCAUGUGACCAUGGACCAGUCUGCAACAGGGGACAACGGACUGGGCUACUCACUGGACGCUCUAAACGCUCCAGAAGCUCCAGAAGCUUCUGAUGGGCCGGUGAUGGAGCCGGUGAGGUUGAGAGACCCCAGUGACAACUGGACGCCGCCAGGGACAGGCGCGAAGGCACAGGAGGCGAAGGCUGGUGAGAGGGCUGGGAGAGGUGUGACAGGAGGUGGUGGUGGUGGACGGGAGAGGGUUGAGGUGGGUCUGAAGGGAGGGAAGGUGAGUGGGAAGGGUGGGACGAGGGUGAGAGGAGGUGGUGGAGGAAGGGAGAGUGGGAGGAAAGUGAAGGUGAAGGUGGUGAGUGUUCGGAGGAAGCUGCUGGGAAUCUGGGGGUCCCGACAACGCCACAGCCGGGGGAGGCGCACACAGCAAUCCCACAGGAGAAGCAGCAGCAGCAGCAAUGCUGCCAACACCACCACUUUCACCACCAGCAGCAGCAGUGCGAGCGUGAGCAGCAGAAGCAAAUACCACCUUCCCCAGAUGCACCCGCUGCAGCCCCGGCACACGGCCAUGGACAACCUAGCAGACGGAUUCGCCCAGGAACCCGACGAGCAGCCGCCUGUAGACCUCUCCGACCUCAAACGCCGCUCCCUGCACACGUAUGGGCGGCUGACUAACCACCUGGGCAUGACCCGGUACGUGGGGGUGAGUGAAAGGAGGAGUAGGGAGAGGUUGGUGAGGGGGAUGAGGGGGAGAGGGGUGCGUGUGGGCGUGGUGGCGCGGUAUGGGUCCGCUGUGGGCGAGUUUGGGCGCGCGCUGGUGCCUCUGAUGGAAGUGGCGGGGCACCUGGAGGGGUCGUUGCAGGCACAGGCGAACACAGCGCAGUUGGGUGGGCAGCAGCGUGAAGAAGAACGGCAGGAAGAGGGGAGGCGGCAGGGGCAGGAGCAGCAGGGAGAGGGGCAGCAGGGAGGAGGGCAGCAGAGGCGGGGUGAUGAGGGGGUGGUGGUGUUCUUUCCCGGAGAUGAUUCUAUUCGCUCCCAGUGGACCGUGCAUGCUGCUCGCCUGCUGUUUGGUGACGCCACCCGGGUGGAGGCAGGCAGAGUGGCAGGCCAGAAGGUGUGCUUCCAGAACCUGCUGCUGCCCAUCAACAAGCUGCACCGGCCUCACAGCGCCGACCUCACUCGCCGCCGCGCCUCCCAAGCUUCUCAAGCCAUGUACGGCACUCAGACAUCUCAGGCCACUCAGAACCCAGCAGCCACUCUCCACACCCCUCGACCCACCCACUCACACACUGAACCGCUCCCAGGCACCCCAACCAUCCCAACCAUCCAAAUCCUUCCAGGCACCCCUCACCAAGACGCUCAGGGCCCGUCCCUAGCACCUGCUCUCGCGCUCAUGUCACAAGCCGUCUCGAUACAAGCUGUCUCGCUACAAGCCAUGGCAUCUGCAACUGGUGACAACUCAGGGAGGAGGGGGCCCUCAAUGCUGCAGGAGGGUGCAGGUGCAGUUAUGGAGAGAGGGGAGAGGGUGGGUGGAGAGGGUAACUAUGAAAAUGGGUCAGAAUCACGAGAGCUACUGGGGAUUUAUGAGAGGAGAAUACUGCCAAAGCUUGCCAUCCACGCGUCUCCAGAGGAGAGGCUGGCUGUCGGUGUUGCUGCCUUGCCAUUGGGUGAUAAGCGCCGGGCAGCUGCUCUGGCGAAUCCCCUGGCUGCUGCUGCCGCUGCCGCUGCAGCAGGGGGAGCAGCAGGAGGAGUGUCAGCAGGAGGAGUUGGAGUUGAGGAAGCAGGGAGGCGUACAGACGUGGGUUCCAAGUUGCGCGAGGGAGUGGGGCAGAAGCAGCAGGACGUUGGGGCAAAAGGAAAGAGCAGUGGCAAAGGGAAAGUGAACGAGCAAGGGGAAGAGAAGAGGGAGAAGGAGAGAAAGAGAUUGGCAGGAGUGGAGAGGAGAGAGGAUACACAGGGAGAGGAGGAAGACCCAGUGGCGGAUGCUGAAGCGAUGGCGAGGCAGGAGCUAGAUGACUACUUGGACCAGUACGAGGAGCAACACAGCGCCAACCACGAUAAUGACCAUGACCAUGACAGUCACCGCCGCCCACUCCCCACUGACACCAACUUUCCCACCACUUCCAAUCGCACCCUACCCAGCCUUGCUACUGCCGAGCCUGGUGCUACUGGGAUUGAGUCCUCUCCUCCCUCGUCCACUGGAGCUUUGCAGCUGCUGGUUCCCACUCAAAGGUUUCUAUACCUGCUGCCUGAUAGGGGUGACUCGGGCAGGUUAACGGGCAGCACCGGAAAGGAUUCCUGGCAGGUGACUCUAGUGGAGCGUGACAAUGUGGAGGGGCUGAAGAACCAGCAGGAGGUGGUGGCGCUGAUUCAAGAGGCAUUUCCGGAGCUCCCGGUAGCGAUUGUGCGGCUUGGCAACGUGUCACUGUACGAUCAAGUGACAAUAAUGAAGCGCUCGCUCGUCCUUGUAGCAGUCCACGACCUUAUCCUCUCCACCUCACUCUUCUUCCUGCCACGUGGCGCUGUUCUAUUGGAGCUCUUCCCCUACAAGCUCUUUAGCACGCAGCACAAGAAGCUCGCACUCCGCUCUGGUGCUCUUGCAGUGCACUUUCACGCCGCACAAGAGCUUCUCGCGCUGCUACCCGGUGCCACUCGGUGCCGCACGGUGCCACAAACGCGCGUACACCGCCGGUCGCAAAGGCGUGCUGCCAUGCGCGCUCGCAUGCGGGAUACCGCCGCGCUCGUCUUCCGGGGCGUCGCGAUCGCGGGGAUCCUGCUGUCCGCCACGUGCGCAUCUUCGACUGCUCAUGACCACUCGUUUUUCCCGCCCUUCCGUUCCGCGCAUGCGCUGGAGGGGGAACCCUCUCCGUCGCCCGAGUCGCCCCGCGAAUUGCGGCGCGCUCUAGACGCGGUGAAGGUGGAGUCGAUAGCGGGGCCGGGCUGCGUGAACGCGUUUCCCGCGAAGCCGCUAUGCAAGUUCGUCGACAGCCUCGCGUCGCGCGUCAUCCCCGUGCAGGACGGCGGCUCCGGCAAGACGCUGUCCAUCGGCGUUUACCAGACGUACCAGAAAUUUCACCGCGACCUCCCCGCGACGAAGAUCUACGCGUACGGCGUGAGCGAGAAGACCGCGUCGUACCCCGGGCCAACGAUCGUGGCGAAAAAGGGGGUUACCACGCGGGUUACCUGGUGCAACCGGCUGCAGGACCGGCAGCACAUGUUCACGCAGGACUACACGCUCAUGAAAGACAUGCCCAAGCCGAAAAAGGGAGGCGUUCCCAUCGGUGAGUGCAGCUUGAGCCGACUCUGCCCGCGGUCUGCCCGACUGUCUGUCCGAGCCUUCCUUCCGCCAUUCCUUCCCCCCUCCCCUCCCCACUUCCUUCCCCCCUUCCUUCCAUUCCUUCCCCACUUCCUUCCCCCCUUCCUUCCCCACUUCCUUCCCCCCUUCCUUCCCCACUUCCUUCCCCCUUUCCUUCGCCCCCCCUCUCCCCUUCCCUCCCCAGUGCCGCACCACCACGGCGGCGAGACGGAGAGCAAGUACGACGGAAACCCGCUCGCGUGGUUCACGCAAUUCGGCGAACACGGCCCCACCUUCUCCUCCUCCUAUUCCUCACACUCCUCCAACUCCUCUUACUCCUCUUCCUCCUCCUCUUCAUCCUCCGCCUGCGCCACCUACGAGUAUCUGAACCAGCAGCCGGCCUCCCUCACCUGGUAUCACGACCACACACUCGCGUGGACGCGCCUCAACACUGUAGCUGGGAUGGCGGGGUUCUAUAUCAAAACCGACCCUAACGGGGAUGAGCGGGACAUGAAGUCAUGGCUUCCCCCCUGGAAGCGCACCGUGCCUCUCGCGAUCGCGGACCGCCUGUUCUUCAAGAACGGGUCGAUUAAUUUCCCCAACGUGGGCGUCGAUCCGAAAGUGCAUCCGAAUUGGAUUCCCGAGUACGUAGGCGACACGAUCGUGGUUAACGGCGUGGUUUGGCCGUAUCUGCGCGUGCGCCCCGCGGUGUACCGCUUCCUCCUCCUCGGCGCGGCCAACGCGCGCUUCUUCAACCUCCGCUUCCAGUGCGCCGCGCGCGGAGACUACCCCAACUUCGUCCCCCCCCUCCGCGGAAGCGUCAUCAAUUUCGCGCUCAUUGGCAGCGACGGGGGAUACCUGCAGCGGCCCGUGUUUCUGUCCUCGCUGCUGCUGGCUCCCGGGGAGAGAUACGAUAUUCUUGUUGACUUUGCCGCGGCGCGGCAGGGCGGCGCGUGCAGGGAUGUGAUUGUAACGAAUGAUGCCGCAGCGCCGUAUCCCGGGGGAGAGGCGGUGGAUGGGAACACGGGCGUGGUGAUGCGCUCUCACCCACUCUUCUCCGCUUCUCUCCUCUAUCCACCACAUCCCUUCCAGCCUGUCCCCUCUAUAGACUUCUCCAAGAUCCACAGAGUGCGCUGGAAGAAGCUACUGGAGACUACCAACCCUAUAAGCGGCAUGCCAGAACGAGUCACUAUAGACGGGCUUCGUUAUAUGGACCCAGUAACGGAGAUCCCUGUACAAGGCAGUAACGAGAUCUGGCAUAUCAUCAACCUCUCGGCCGACGCGCACCCUAUUCACUUGCACUUGGUGCAAUUCCGGGUCGUUUCGCGUCGCGCUUUCGACGCCACGGCGUACCAGGCGAACAAGUGCUCCUUCACGAGCAAGAACCGUCCGUCGUGCUUCGUGGGACCGGAGAUGAAGGCGCAGAAACACGAGAUUGGGUGGAAAGACACAGUGCCUGCGCUUCCGGGUCAAGUGCUCACGUUCUGGGUCGGCUGGUAUGGCCAGGAUGGCAAGCCAUUCGAGUUUGACCCUACCUCUGGGCCAGGAUACGUUUGGCACUGCCACAUACUCGACCAUGAGGAUAAUGACAUGAUGCGGCCAUUGAAGAUACGCAAGUAA